This is a messenger RNA of Miscanthus lutarioriparius, 1239 nucleotides long. NCBI's taxonomy places the organism in Eukaryota, Viridiplantae, Streptophyta, Magnoliopsida, Poales, Poaceae. The record is from the annotation of a GenBank genome assembly.
AUGCGGCACGAAGAGAAUCUCAACUCUCAAGUAGGUUCACAAAAGGCUCACGCUUCACAGGGUUGGGCGGUGCCGAACGCCAAUAAUCCCUCCAGGCUCCAGCACCUCUCCAGCCAACUCCUCUCUGCAUUUGACAUGGCAGCACAUUAUUCUUUAGAGAAGAGAACAUUUGAUAGUAUAUUUGAGAAUCCACAUGAGAGCACGGACAGCUCAACUGUCAUUGUUAUCGCUGCGCCAUCUUGUCGGUUCUCUCCCCGAUUCAGGGUGAGCGGUGGCGGUGGCGGUGGCAUGAGGACGGUGGAGUGCCUGAGGGGGAGGCUUCUCGCAGAGAGGGUGGCAUCCAAGGCUGCAAAGGAGGAGGCCGACCAACUGUCCAAAAGGCUGGACGAGCUAGAGAAGAAGCUCGCCGACGAGGUCAAGGUGAGGAACAAGGCGGAGAGGAGGCUCAGGAGGGCCAUCAAGAAGCUGGAAUCCCUCAAGAUUCUGGACGUCGAGCUCUCGGACGGCUCCAUUGGGUCGCUCUCCUCCAAUGGCCGCUCCGGCCACCAGGCGCCGGAGGUGGAGGUGGAGACGGUGGAGGAGAGGAACAGCCCUGGCUCGUUGACCACUGAUGGUUCUGUGCCAUCCGGUCCUUCCGGAGACGCCGACGCCGACAGGGACAUCGCCAGGGAAUCAUCGGAGGGAUCAUGCACUCAGGUGAAUUCGUCCUCCCAGGACGGGAGCUGGUGCUCCGUUGUGUCAGAGCAAUCCCGGCCUGGUUCUUGCAUGUAUCUUGCCGGAAACACCACCCACUGCAGUUCAGAGGGGAGUGGCGGUGACCAUGAUUCAGAGAGGCAACACCUUGAUGCAUCCAGUGGCUGUGGCUCAGCAAAAUCCGAAGAGGCGUUCUACGAAAGCGACGACAGGCUAGCGCUUGUGCUAGUAGACCCCCAGCUCGUUGCAGCAGCAGCAGCAGACGACGGUCCAAGAACGCAGGACAACGAGACGCAGGCAGGAGAGGUCCGUGCCAGGAGUCACGAGGAAGAACAGCAGGAGGAAGAGGAGACCAACAAGCUUGCGAUCGUUCUAGCCGACCCCCAGCCUCAACCGGCAGCGGCCGCCGCUCAAACGGGGCCGCCGAAGCCACACGGCGACGUGGAGUCCGUUCUCCUGGCGCUGCGGCGGGUGAAGGAGCAGCUGCGCUACACCAUCGAGCGGCGGUCGCAGCUCGUCGCCCACCAGGAACUCUAUGGCCACUGA